This is a messenger RNA of Fundulus heteroclitus (mummichog), 1174 nucleotides long. It is a transcript of the gene psmb8a, whose product is annotated as proteasome 20S subunit beta 8A. Lineage: Eukaryota; Metazoa; Chordata; Actinopteri; Cyprinodontiformes; Fundulidae. Gene Ontology annotation, molecular function: threonine-type endopeptidase activity. The coding region runs from base 168 to 995 and encodes 275 amino acids. The record is from RefSeq and is a predicted model, not a curated record. The transcript has 6 exons. Gene Ontology annotation, cellular component: proteasome core complex.
UACAGGGCUAUAAAACAGUUGACAGAGUUCUUUCACUUUCGCAUUCUUUGUCUCGUAUGAGGAAACUACCCUCGGAGCUGGAAACCGCCGUCGUUGUUUAGGGAAAUAUUAACACCUGCUGUAAGAUUAAAGUUGUAAUAGAUUAUAAUUUUCUGGUAGAAAACAUCAUGGCUCUCGUUGAAGUGAGCGGAUUGAAACCUUUCACCGAACCCAGUGAGCAGAUUUUCGGAACCAGACAGACGAGCCUCGUCGACCGACCCAAUCAUUACAGUUUUGGAACCUCAGUGCAAGAAUUUGCUGUUCCGGUGGGAGAAGAGCCUGCAGGUUUCCUGGAGUCCUGCAACAGGGAGGGAGGGGUGAGCAUCGACAUGAACCACGGGACCACCACCCUGGCCUUCAAGUUCAGGCAUGGAGUCAUCGUUGCUGUGGACUCCAGAGCUUCAGCCGGACGCUACCUGGCAUCCAAUGAUGUCAACAAGGUGAUUGAGAUCAACCCGUAUCUGCUGGGCACCAUGUCAGGGAGCGCUGCGGACUGUCAGUACUGGGAGAGACUCCUCGCCAAAGAAUGCAGGCUGUACAGGCUGAGGAACAACCAUCGGAUCUCUGUAGCUGCUGCUUCUAAGCUGUUAUGCAACAUGAUGCUGGGCUAUAGGGGCAUGGGCCUUUCUGUGGGGAGUAUGAUCUGUGGCUGGGACAAAGAGGGCCCUGGUCUGUACUAUGUGGAUGACAAUGGGACUCGCCUGUCUGGUCGGAUGUUCUCCACUGGUUGUGGAAACGGUUACGCCUACGGAGUGGUGGACAGCGGUUACAGGGAAGACAUGACAGUGGAGGAGGCGUACGAACUGGGCUGUCGGGGCAUCGCUCAUGCUACUCACAGAGAUGCUUACUCUGGUGGAGUGGUAAACAUGUACCACAUGCGGGAGGAUGGUUGGAUCAAAGUGUGUAAAGAGGACGUCUCUCAGCUGAUCCAUCAUUAUAAAGAGGGAAUGUUCUGAGUUAAGCUCUUAGAGCCCAUAUCAACUUUGACACCUUGUUGAAUAAUACUGAUUCAGUGUAACAAUGUAAUGUAAAACUUUAAUAUGAUCUAACAAAUUAAAGGCUUUGCGAUCUAAUGUUGUUAAGCAAUGAUAUUUUGUGAGUUUUAGAAGAUGCAAUAAAUAAACUCAACUCUAAA